Messenger RNA from Actinia tenebrosa (Australian red waratah sea anemone), 3424 nucleotides. RefSeq lists its product as uncharacterized. The record is from RefSeq and is a predicted model, not a curated record. Lineage: Eukaryota; Metazoa; Cnidaria; Anthozoa; Actiniaria; Actiniidae.
GAUGGCUUCAGCAAGCUGGUGGAAAGAAACAGAUGAAAAGAUCAACUACACCAAGCUUUGUAGGUUGCUAGUCGAUGGAGGAACACAAGCAGUUCGUUCUGUAUUUGAUGGUAAAUAUUCACCAUCUUCAUUGAAAGCCUUCUUAAAUGCUUACAAGACAGCACUACAAAAGCUGAGAGGGAAAGUACUGAAUAACGAGCAAUGGGACAAACUCUAUCCACCAAGUGGGAGCGACCCUAAAUCUAAAGACUUUGAUAUCACUUUACUGUUUGUUCUUCUAAGAAAUAUUUGUGGACUUACACGACCAGCAACUGGAUGGGAUGUCUUACCACCUGUAGCAGACAACUCACUAGAGGCUAACCUUGCCAGGAUAAAGUACUACAGAAACAAUACAAUAGCACACAAACCAAACACUGACAUCAAUGAUGCUGACUUUGAAAAACACUGGCAAGAUAUCUCAUCUGCUCUUCUAUCACUGGGACUUGGUCAAGAUGACAUAGAUGAUUUGAAGUCUGCUCCUUUGGGAGUGAAAGACUACAACCAGUUACUCAACGAUUGGUAUAUAGACCUCAAAGACCUCAAGUCAGACACAUCGGACACGGCAGACAUCAAGUCGGACACGGCAGACCUCAAGUCAGACACAGCAGAUAUUAAAGAUAAACUAUAUCAAUACAUCAAAGCACGACCAAUGAAUCAAGAGAUCCCACAGCUGGCUACUUCAGAAUUUGGACCAGAAAUAAAUACAAAAUGUAAGUGUUACCAUCCAAACACCCGUCAGUGGAUUCUAGAUCAAGUCAAAUCCCAUGUUGACAGUGACUACCCAGACUCGUGUAUAAUGCUGAUCACCGCUGGUCCAGGUAUGGGCAAAUCAACUCUUGCUGCUAAGAUCUGUCAGACAUACAAGGAUCUUGGAUGUCUUGCAGGAUGUCACUUUUUUCAGUUCAGCAAUGAUACAAGAAACAAUCCAAGGUUGAUGUUGCAGUCCAUAGCAGAGCAGAUGCGUGGCACUGUUCCUGGUUAUCUAGAGGCCUUAGAAACCAAACUGCAAACGGAUUUUGGCAAGAAGAUAUCCGAGAUGAACUGCGAAGAGCUGUUAACCAUUUUGCUAGAGGAACCAUUGUGUAGCGUGGAACAAAAAGACUCUAACUUGGUUGUUGUUAUAGAUGCUUUAGACGAGUGUUCACAUGAUCCAAAAGAUGAACUACUGAAGGCACUGAGGAAAAAACUCCCAUGUUUCCCUUCAUGGCUUCGAUUUAUUCUAACCAGUAGACCAUCAACAAAUACCAUCUCUGCACUUGGUUCAAUUGUUGCUGUAGAAAUAAGACCAGAAGAUCAAUCUAAUAUCAAAGAUCUUAAACUUUUUUUCAGCCUGGAGCUUAAAGCCCUCUAUCCACAAUGCGACAGUGACGAUAAAGCGUAUCUUGUAAAGAACCUAGUUAAAAUGACAAAAGGUUUGUUCUUAGUGGCUUUCUUUGUCAUCGACUAUUUGAAAAGAGAAAACGUUGCAUCAGCAGAGAAGGUUUUGGAGCUGUUUCCUAAUGGAAUCUCAUCAGUUUAUGAGAAUUAUUUCUCUCGUCUUAAAGAAGUAUUACUACCUUACAUAUCAGACAAGGAAGGGUUCUACAAGAUGCUUGAAGCUGUUGUGGCAACCAAAAACCCUUUGCCAAAGAACAUGUUUUACAAUAUUCUUUGUCUCAAGAGCGAGCGUGAAGUGCCACGCGAAGAGAAAAAGAAAAGAAAAGAUGCGUUGAACUCACUUCAUUGGUUGUUUCCUGUUGAGGGUGAUCACGUGACAGCAUUUCACAAGUCAGUAUUUGAUUGGUUGAUUCUUGAAGAAGAUGAAGAACAUGACUUCAGUGUUCGUGUAGAAGACGGGAAAGAAGUACUUGCCAGUCAGUGUAAUGAUGUCCUGAGUGACAUACGAAACGGAAAAAAAGAUCUGGACAAACCGUUGUAUCUUACAGACAGUGAGAAGUAUGCUCUAAGAUUUCUUUGCCACCUUGUAGAUAAACGCUCAUCAGUAGUCAAAGCAGAUAAGUAUGGAUUCUUUUCGAACAUUUAUCUCCUGACUGCAUUAAGGAUGGAAAACAUCAACUUUGCCAAUUCCAUUAGUGGCUGUGAUAUCAUAUCUAGUUCUUUACUGGGAAUAAUUAAAGAUUUAACAUUUGGUUUCCCUAUGAAUAGUAUGACUCACGUCCAUCCUCUUAACUUUUUUCGUCCCAUUUCAUUUGGUCGUUACCUUGCAUUCUUUCUUCAAGCAGCACAUGCGAAGGAAGUGAUUGUCGAAAUAACGCCAAAACCACUUUUCCCUUAUUUUGAUGAAAAGAGUUUAUUGCAGAAUCUGCCCAUAGCAAGGAAAGGACCGGAAGAACACUCAGUUGCUGAAUUAUCUUCCUUACAAUAUCUACUUAAAUGUAAGGAUGGAUUUACAGCUGUUCUACCUAUUUCUUGUUCAAAUUCACUGUCAACUGCAGUAUAUACGUUCCACCUUGAUGGACGCUGUAUCACGUCGAAAUCCUUUCCUGGCAAAAGGCUCAUAACCACCUCUCCGAACAUCAACUUCAUCGUUGUUGCCCAAGAAAAUGGGAACAAGAUUGAGAUAUUAGACGCGACGACACUUGAAGAGGUCAGUCAAUACAAGUCUCCUCAUGAUGCAAUACAAACAUGUCACGUGUUUGGAGAUGAUCAAGGCUGCUUUGUUGUCAUCAAGGGUUGUCAUGACAACAAGGUCUACGUCAUUAAAGGACUAACGGGACACGUACAUAACACCAUUACAGUGAAUGAAGAUAGUACUGUAAUGGACGUUAGCUGCAAAGGCCAUAUUUUGGUGUCAAGAACAUGGAAGCGCAAUGGGCCAGAAAAACGAAAUACUUUUAGUAUUAGAGAUUGGAUUGAUCAUGAGCCGUUUACAUACACCCACCGAGAACUGCUCCUGUAUCACUAUGACAGGGCAGAGCGACCCAUUCGCAUCUACCCAUAUACACUAGUAGAAAAGAUGAGCAAUCGUCCGUUUUACCACUUUUCGCGUAGACGUACUGUAGAAGACGUAAUUCAUUCUGAAGAUGGUCGCCUUCUUGUAUACCAUCAUGAAAAUUCCAUAUUUAUAGUGAAGACGUCAGAUGGCUCUGUGUUUAAACAAUGGGCAUGUGACGUAUGGUCGCUAGCGUGUCCUGACUUUUUGUUCCUAUCAYGGUCAUAUCUCGUGAUCACUGAUUUUAAUUUCAUGUCCGUGAUAAACGUCCAAACAGAUACGGUUGAGCACAGAAUCUAUCUUCCUUAUCCUAUUAUGUCAAAAACGAAACAAUACCUUCUGUUACCAGAAGGAGAUGGGAAGUCCUUCAACUUGAUCAGCAAUCAUUUCAAACCUGUUCAUGAAGUGUCAAGACUUGUGUUUCAUAAUUUAAACCUUCGAGGUCUUCAAUAA